Messenger RNA from Coprinopsis cinerea okayama7#130, 321 nucleotides. RefSeq lists its product as hypothetical. The record is from RefSeq and is a predicted model, not a curated record. The coding region runs from base 1 to 321 and encodes 106 amino acids. The transcript is spliced from 2 exons. NCBI's taxonomy places the organism in Eukaryota, Fungi, Basidiomycota, Agaricomycetes, Agaricales, Psathyrellaceae.
AUGACGCCGGGCUCCACGACGAUCCAAGCGGAAAGCGAACGAAAGGGCGCAAAGGAGGUAUCGAACGGUAUACCCCAAAAGUCUCCGCGCUUUCAACGAACACAGGAGGGGCCAGCUCCACACAUGCCAAAAUCAGUCGUUUAUGUAGUUUGUACCCCUAUCCAACCAUAUGGUGCGGCGAUUCACGAGCGGCCAACUCGUGAACCUCAAGGCAACGUCUGGUCCCGCCAUCAAUCCAUAAUGCAGAUCCCAGAUGCCCUGACGGGUAUCCAAGGUCUACAGCGAAAACCCAAGGUGCAGCCGAAACCCGAGAGGGCAUAA